Xiphias gladius (swordfish) is the source of this 5044-nucleotide messenger RNA. It is a transcript of the gene snx1a, whose product is annotated as sorting nexin 1a. Gene Ontology annotation, molecular function: phosphatidylinositol binding. The transcript has 16 exons. The record is from RefSeq and is a predicted model, not a curated record. The coding region runs from base 122 to 2500 and encodes 792 amino acids. Lineage: Eukaryota; Metazoa; Chordata; Actinopteri; Istiophoriformes; Xiphiidae. Gene Ontology annotation, biological process: early endosome to Golgi transport; intracellular protein transport. Gene Ontology annotation, cellular component: endosome; endosome membrane.
UUCAGCUGCACCCCUGUCCUGGUCCAUAUUUACGGCUUCAGUCCCAUGACUGCCCAGCUAGCUAACAUCGACCGAAGCUAACCUGACAAGAAGACGGAGGAGGAGGAUCAGGAAAUUGAAGAUGGCGACCAGCUCGGAGCGAAGUCCUCCUCCGUUCCCCGACUCCGAGGACCAAGAUGUGCUGGACUCCGAAGAAGUCGGAGGCCGAGACAGCGACGAAGACGACGGGGACGACCCCUUCAUGAGCGCAAGCAACCCUCCACUGACUGAAACGGACACCAAACUGCCACCUGCCAGUCAACCCAGUGAUGUUUUAAUGAAGCCUCCCACUGACAUCAUGAACGAUCCCUUAAUUGAGCCCAUCAGCAGCCAAACAGAAAACAAGCCAGCAAGUGAAGUUGCCAGUGAACCCUCAGAUGAUUUCGUUGACCUAACAAACAACGUAGCCGAAGCUGCUGCUGACAAAGUCGCAGCUGCAGCAAAAGACACAACUGAAAUCUCUUUAGAUGAACCCUCAGAUGAUUUUGUUGAUAUAUUGGGAAGUGAAACUGAGGCACUGCAAGAGGAAGUGGCGGUAGCGGAUGUUACUGCUGAAGCAGUAACGGAUAAAAGUGAAGUGACAGGCAGUGUUACAGAUCCGCCUGCCGAUGCAAAACAGGAAGCACAAGACACUUCCACUGCUCCAAUUAUCGACUUCAGUGGUGAUUCAUCAGCCAGUAACACCCAACAGCCACCUGGCUUUAACAAAAUUGUUGACCCUCUGGUUGACCUCCUUGGUGAUGCUCCACCCGCUGCAGAUCCCAAAAAACCCAGCAUGGCAACAGUCGACCUGUUCAAGGAUGAGGGAAGUGACUUGUUUGCAGAACCAUGGCAGACUAAAUCCGCCAAGCUGCCACAGAAGAGCCUCUUUGGCGAACCCGAUGAGGACCUGCUUGGUGAUCUGCUGGGUGCCACCUCAAAGAAAACCAUCAAUAAAGAGCAGAAGGACAAACCUGUCACAACCAAAGCUGCUGCUGGUGAUGGUUUUAGCAUAGCUGGGCCUCUGCAAGAGAGUAAUCCUGCAGAACCUGCUGAUAUCUUCACUGAAGAGGCAAUCACCACAGCACCCAGCAUCAGCAACGCCAGCACCGUCAACUCCAAGACCAAUGGAGUCCACUCUGAAGAGGAGACGGAUAUCUUUGCUGAAGCCACAGUGGAGCUUUCUCUUGACAGUCCGCGGAACGAAAGAAAGAAGGAGGUAACUGCCAAACCGUCUGCGCCCGCCCCCUCCCCGUCAGCUGCUGCCAGCCUGGCCAAGCCACAGUCUGCUGCCCUUGAGGAGUUGGAAGAAGAGGAAGAAGAGGAGCAGGAAGACAAAUUUGACAUUUUUGUCUCUGUCAAAGACCCUGAAAAAAUAGGGGACGGGAUGAACGCUUACAUGGCCUAUAAAGUAUCCACACAGACCACACUGCCCAUGUUCCGCAGCAAAACGUUUACAGUGAGACGACGCUUCAGCGACUUCCUCGGCCUCUAUGAGAAGCUUUCUGAAAAACAUGGACCAAAUGGAUUCAUCGUGCCCCCACCACCUGAGAAGAGCAUCCUGGGUAUGACAAAGGUGAAGGUGGGAAAGGAAGAUUCCUCAUCUGCAGACUUUGUUGAGAGAAGAAGAGGUGCUUUGGAGAGGUAUCUGCAGAGGGUGGUAAAUCACCCAUCGCUUCUCCAAGAUCCCGAUGUCAGAGAGUUCCUGGAGAGAGAAGACUUGCCCAGAGCAGUGAGCACCCAGGCCCUGAGCGGCGCCGGCUUCCUGAAAAUGAUUAACAAAGCAACAGAUGCUGUCAGUAAAAUGACCAUCAAGAUGAAUGAGUCAGAUGUGUGGUUUGAGGAGAAGCUGCAGGAGGUGGAGUCCGCAGACCAGCAGUUCAGGAAGCUCCAUGCUCUGGUCGAAUCCCUGGUCGUCCACAGGAAAGAGCUGUCGUUGAACACGGCGAGCUUUGCCAAGAGUACGGCCAUGCUGGGCAGUGCAGAGGACAACACGGCUCUGUCCCGAGCGCUCUCCCAGCUGGCAGAGGUGGAGGAUAAGAUGGAGCAGUUACACCAGGAACAGGCUGCAAACGACACCUUCAGCUUUGCCGAACUCAUCGCAGAUUUCAUCCGCCUGCUUGGAGCCGUGAGGGGGUCGUUUGAUCACCGGAUGAAGGCGUGGCAGCGUUGGCAGGAUGCUCAGGCCAUGCUGCAGAAGAAGAGGGAGACCGAGGCCAAGCUGCUGUGGGCCAACAAGCCGGACAAACUGCAGCUGGCCAAAGAGGAGAUCGCCGAGUGGGAGGCCAAAGUGACGCAGUAUGAGAGAGACUUUGAAAGAGUUUCUGCUACUGUUCGCAAGGAAGUCGUUCGCUUCGAGAGAGAAAAGGCCAAGAAUUUCAAAAUACAGAUAAUCAAGUACUUGGAGUCUGUGCUUCAGUCUCAGCAACAACUGAUAAAGUAUUGGGAGGCUUUCUUACCAGAAGCGAAAGCGAUCGCCUAAUCCUCGAGCACCAGCCUUUUGGAUGACAAAACAGGCUGCCUUUUUCUUAUACACUUUACCUCUUUUGCCUUUAAACCAAGGAAAAUACGUGCAUUGUAAAGGGAGAUACAAUCAAGCUGUUUUUUAAUCACCUUUAACAUAAUAGCUCUGUAUUCUAUUGUAUUAAUAAUUGUAUAUUUUCAUUUAACCUUCCACAAAUAUUUUCUUAUUAGAUGAAAAGAGUUUGCCUAUACAAAGAUAUGGACACACACAAAAAGAGAGAUAGUGUAGAUGAAUGAUUCCAUUGAUUUCCACAAGAGAAGGGAAAUGAACCGAGUCCAUUGUUCUCAGGAUUUCCUCCCUCGUGUGAUCAGGAGCUCCUUCACAUCAGCAGUGGCUAAUUGUUUACAGCGCGGCUUCUCUCUCAUCAAAUCUUUCUGGGGACCCAGAUGAAGAAAGUGGCCAAGAGUCUCACUCUAAUUUUUUUUUUUUUUUUUUUGUUUUUGGAAAUGACUUAAAGGGAUGAAAUAACAGUUAAAAAAAAAAAAGAAUUAUGAGCACUUCCAACAGGUGGAUAAAGUACUUAAGUACCAGCCAUGUUUUCUUUUCUGUCAGAUUUAAAAUACUAUUGAUACUGAGGGGACGGGCUCCAGGGUAUAGAGAGCAAACUGAUUAGCAAGCUGCAGCCGUGGCCAAGAGUUGCAUUGUAUUUUGGGUGAAGCUUGCGGGUUUAAUGUUUUGAUUUGAUUGGAAUCAUUGUGCAAACUUUACCCUCAUAACACGUGUCUAAACAUGUCUGUGCCUUUUUUUUUUUUUAAGUGUGAACGGUGUUUCGCCUCCCGACGCCAAGUUCAAUCCGGUGUUGGGAGAAAGUUGUACACAGUUGUGGGCAGUGCAGAGGCUUGUUACAUUAGUUACUUCCACAGCCAUAAUGAUAUAAUGUUUUUUUAACAUUUAAGUCCAUUUACUGCAAACUUUUUUUUUUUUUUCUUUCUCUACAUUCUUGCAUAUAAUGUUGCAAGUUUUGUAAUUGCUUUUUUUUUUUUUUUAAACUUUCUAGUCAGCCUUUGGAUUCACUAACUGCAGAUCAACCUGCAGAGACUUGAAACAAGUAAUCCUCACCCUUAACAUCCCGUCAGUCUGUUUUUGUCAAACCAGCAUCAUUGCUGUGGUAAUGCUGUACAGUAAGUGUCAGUUGACACUUCUUACCAAGCGUUAUCAAGCAAUGAUGACUAGCUGUGAGAAAAAUACAAUAAAUGCAGACAUGUUCUCACUGUAUGGAUUAGCCACUUCAAGCAAGUUUCAAGUCUCACCAAGCAGAGCGGUGUACUGUAGUGAAAUGAAAGGAAACUAAGGCCUCAAACGUGGCAAUUUUGUCCUGAAAUACCAGGGCUGCAACUAAGAAUAUUUUCAUUAUCGAUUCAUCUGUUGAUUAUAUUUUCGAUUGCUUAUUCAAUAAACGCGAAAUCUUGAACACCAUACAUACAUACAUACAUAAUAUCCCGGAGCCCCAGAUGACAUCUAGAGAUUGUAUUAUCAGUCCAAAACCCAAAGAUAUUUAAUGGUACCCUGUGGAGCUUUUGACCAGUAAUAGCACUAUGGAGCAGUGUUUUUAAGUGUGGGUCGUCAUGGUUUCACGCUCUUUCUCCUAACGGAAGCUGCCAACGCGGAUCUAAAAUAGUUUAGCUUCCUUUCAAAAAUUGGCUCUGCAAAUGUUUUAUGUGCAAGGGAACGCAUUCAGAAUGUUUUAGACCACUAAGAUACACUGUGUUUUCGGAGAGAAACUGUGAACGUAAACAUAAUUUAGCCUACAAAAAAAAAAAAAAAAAAAAAUCCACUGGGUACCUUUAAUUUACUGGGAUUUAUAAAAGAAAAAAGCAAAUCUGCACAUUUGAGAAAGUGCCACCAGUGAACGUUUGGUAUUUUGUUUGAUUUCUUUCUCAAUGAUCAGUUUAAUUACCAAAUUGUUCAUAAUUUCAGCACUGAACAGUACUCUCUGAAUUCUAUCAAAUGGGAAAAAGGACAUAAAAACACUGGAAUAGUCCUUUUUUAAAAGCCAGUUUGACAGCACCAGAGCUGGACUGAUGAUGUUGACCUGUAGAAAUGAGAUUAACAUGAAAUGCUAAACGGACUGAUGUCAUAGUGAACCUAACGUUUCCCUGAAGCCUCAAAUCUGCUGUUUUUGACAACUGAGUUUUAAAAUCAAGCAGCAACUAACCCGCGUCACAGCUCUAUGUGGCGGGGCCUGCCACCUUACGAUUAAAGCUUUAACUUCACAUUUGCACACACUUAAUCUGAAACUGUGCAGCCGUGAUGCUGCACUUCAUCAUUUGUUGUCAUUUAGGCAUCACUCAACUUGCAGACAUUUCUUUGCACCGUUUUUUUUUUCCCAACAUACAUGCUUGUUUUCAACUGAUGUUAGAUUAGACAGCACACAAUUAAAACUGGCUGUUACUGUGUCCUCAUACUGUAUGUCAUCACUUGUCAAUGUGCAGAGCAAUGUCAGCAACAUGCACUGUCAUAGAAAAAUCUUUUAAAACAAAUCAAUAAAAGUUGCACUGUUUA